Molecule: messenger RNA, 3918 nt
Organism: Ctenopharyngodon idella (grass carp)
Lineage: Eukaryota; Metazoa; Chordata; Actinopteri; Cypriniformes; Xenocyprididae
Exons: 2
Coding region: 1-1518 (505 amino acids)
Biological process (GO): DNA integration; DNA recombination
Molecular function (GO): DNA binding
Source: RefSeq, a predicted model, not a curated record
AUGCACCACAGUCCCUCACAGCGACUUAGUGCCAGAACUAAUUCAGCCCCUCGCCACACAGCAGGCCAUCCCCGUGUGAGUGUCAGCUUGGGUUUUGAACAUAAUAAAACGAGGUUAUGUACUCCAAUUCGCUCAAAGGGCCCCGUUUUUCAACGGUGUGGUCCAAACCUCUGUGGAAAGCAAGGAUGCGCAUGUCCUGCGUUCCGAGGUAAAUGCCAUGCUGGCGAAAGGGGCCAUAGAAGUGGUCCCUACAGCACUGAGCUAGUCGGGGUACUACAGCAGGUACUUCCUCGUCCCCAAAAAAGAUGGCGGCCUCCGGCCCAUCCUCGAUCUCAGACAGCUGAACAGGGCCCUAAUAAAGUGCUCAUUCAGAAUGAUCACUUUGAAGCAGAUCUUCCCACAAAUACGCCCGGGAGACUGGUUCUUUACCCUGGAUCUGAAAGAUGCUUAUUUUCACAUCCAGAUAGCCCCCCACCCCAGACCCGAGCUGUGGGAUCUCCAUGUGUGGUUUCUCAACAGGAGCCUGCUAGCCUCCCAGAGAACGUCUUAAACACUAUCUCUCAGGCCAGAGCUCCGUCUACAAGAUGUCUCUACUCCCUGAAAUGGGCUGUCUUUGCCGUCUGGUGUACAGCACGGGGCGAGGACCCAUUAACUUGUGACAUAUCCCAGAUAUUGUCCUUCCUUCAAGACUUAAUGGAUAGAGGCCGUACUGCCUCUACCCUAAAAGUCUACGUUGCAGCUAUAGCAGCUUCUCACGUUCCUAUAGCGGGGCAGUCGAUAGGGAGAAACAACCUUGUUGUUCGCUUCCUUAAGGGAUCCAGGAGGUUGAAUCUCCCUCGUCCCCUCACGGUUCCUACUUGGGAUCUUUCAGUGGUUCUUAGAGGCCUUAAAGACCCUCCCUUUGAACCAAUCCAGACUGCCGACCGAUGGCUCCUCUCGCUAAAAACUGCCUUGCUGCUGGCCUUAGCAUUAGUUAAGCGUGUAGGAGAUUUGCAGGCGCUCUCUGUGAGCCCCUCGUGUCUAGAGUUUGGGCCUAACGACUCCAAGGUCGUCCUGAAACCAAGACAUGGAUAUGUUCCGAAAGUCCUAUCGACCCCCUUUAGGGCACAGAUGGUUGUUCUCUCCGCUCUUCCUCCUUCUCAGGAUGAACAGGAGCUGAACCUGCUCUGUCCUGUCAGAGCCCUGAGGUCUUACAUUGACCGUUCCGCCUCCUUUCGUCAGGCAGAACAGCUUUUUGUCUGCUUCGGGGGCCAUUCAAAAGGUCUUUUGGUCUCGAAGCCCAGACUUUCCAGAUGGACAGUCAACGCUAUAGCACUCACUUACUCCUCCUUAGGCCUUCAAUGCCCCUUAGGUGUGAGAGCGCAUUCCACGAGAGGUAUGGCCUCCUCGUGGGCAUGGUCUUGUGGUGUUUCCAUUGCCGACAUCUGUGCGGCGGCCGGCUGGGCCUCUCCGUCCACAUUUGUCAGGUUUUAUAAUCUGGAGGUCCCUGCGCUUCAGUCGCAGGUCCUUUCUGCAUAAGCUUCCCUGCAGUAUCUACUUAUGCUUCUACAUUACGACCCCGACCGGGUCUGGGCGUAAUUUUAUUUCGUGCCCUCUUAUAUAUACUCUAUAUAUAUACUCCAAACCCAUUUAAUGGUAAAAAUUGAAUUGAUGUUCAACAAAUAAAAAAUAGAGAUAAUACUGAUAAACAAAUGAUAAAGCUUGGGUUGUUAAAUAUUAGAUCCCUUUCUUCAAAAGCACUUAUUGUAAAUGAUAUUAUCACAGACAAUAAUCUGGAUUUGCUGUGUUUGACAGAAACUUGGCUAAAAUCAGACGAUUACAUUACUUUAAAUGAGUCUAGCCCUCAAGGUUAUUAUUUUCGACACAAUCCUCGUCAGAAAGGCAAAGGGGGAGGUGUUGCUGUAAAUUAUAGUAAUAUUUACAGUAUUAGUCAAAAAUCUUUCAAAUAUAAUUCCUUCGAAGUGAUGGUACUUUAUGUAACAUUAUGUAAGUUGACAUUUGUGCUGGCUACUGUAUACAGGCCACCAGGACACCAUACAGACUUUAUCAAAGAAUUUGCUGAUUUUCUGUCGGAGUUAGUACUAGCUGCAGAUAAAGUCCUUGUUGUUGGUGAUUUUAAUAUCCAUGUAGAUAAUGAAAAAGAUGCAUUAGGAUUGGCAUUUACAGACAUUCUAAAUUCUAUUGGAGUUAGACAACAGGUGUCAGGACCCACUCAUUGUCGUAAUCAUACUUUAGAUCUAAUAUUGUCACAUGGAAUCGAUAUUGAUGCCGUUGAAAUUCUGCAGCAGAGCGACGACAUCUCAGAUCAUUAUCUAGUCUCGUGUAUACUACAUUUAGUCAAGGCUGCUAAACUGCCUCCCUGCCAUAAAUAUGAUAGAACCAUCACUUCUACCACUAAAGAUUGCUUUAUAAAUAAUCUUCCUGAUCAGUUUCAUCGCCUUAGCAUACCAGAUAGCUUAGAAGACCUUGAUGUUGCAACAGAAACUAUUGCCUCUGUCUUUUCCAGCACAUUAGACUCAGUUGCUCCUUUGCGUUUAAAAAAGAUUAAGGAAAUUAAUCCAAUGCCGUGGUACAAUGAGCACACUCAAGCCCUAAAGGUAGCAACCAGAAAAAUGGAGCGCAGCUGGAAGAAAACAAAACUAGAAGUUUUUCGCAUUUCGUGGAGAGAGAGAAUGAUUGAGUAUAGAAAGGCCUUAAAAACUGCUAGAUCUGCCUAUUUUUCAAAACUUUUAGAAGAAAAUAAGCACAACCCUAGGUAUUUAUUUGAUACAGUGGCUAAAUUAACAAGAAAUAAAGCUUCAACUUCUGAUGUUUCCAAGGAGCACAGCAGUAAUGACUUUGUGAACUUCUUUACUUGCAAGAUUGACAAUAUUAGAGAGAAAAUUAUAACCAUGCAACCAUCUACUACAGUAUCGCGUCAGACAGUGCAUUGUAGUGUCCCUGAGGAAAAAUUCCAUUCAUUUACUGCUUUAGGAGAGGAAGAAUUGUCUAAAUUUGUUAAAUCAUCAAAAUCAACAACAUGUAUGUUAGACCCUAUACCGACUAAGCUAUUGAAAGAGAUGCUUCCAGAGGUCAUAGAUCCUCUUCUUAAUAUCGUUAAUUCAGCUUUAUCACUAGGAUACUGUUACAGGACAGAAGGGAGCGGAGACACAGGUAAGGAUUAACAGGUUUAUUUCAGGUAAAGCAGAGCGUGAGAAGAGUGCAGGUGAGUGAAGACAGAUGAAUGGGUCGAUGAGCCAAUGAACUGGAACUGAUACUUGUCUGUGUUCUCUAGGGAGCGUGGAUACCGGGAGACGAGGAGCAGACGAACACACAGGAGAAGCACAGGAGACGAGGAGACACUGGGAAUCACUGAAGACGCUGGAGAUAGGUAAGUAGUCGAGUCCUGGAGGUAAGUGAACACUGGUAUGUGUUAACGAGACCGGACAGUGACUGAGUGAACUGGCGUGACUUAUAUGUGGCUGUGGUGAUGAUUGUGAAUGAGCGUCAGGUGUGGCUUGUCAGUACUCAGGAGAGGGAGUGCGAUGUGAUUGGGUGAGUGUAGAGCCUGGCGUGUCUGUGACAUUACCCCCCCCUCCACGGUCCGCUCCUGAGGACCGCGGACCCCGACGUCGUGGUGGUCGACCUCUGCCUCGGGGGCCUGGCUUGCUGGGGUGUCUGGCGUGGAAGUCGUCAAGGAGGCUGGGAUCUAGGAUAUCAUUCCUCGGGACCCAUGAGCGUUCUUCGGGGCCAUAGCCUUCCCAGUCGACCAGGUAUUCAAGGGACCCACCACGACGUCGGGAGUCCAGGAUAUCUUUCACCUGGUAGGCCACCCCGUCUUCUGCGAUGAGUGGAGGAGGGGGAUCUUCGGGGUCGCCAGGCUCUGUGGAGGGAAGAACAGAGGGAUGGUGAGGCUUCAGGAGUGACACAUGGAAAACU